Messenger RNA from Musa acuminata AAA Group (dessert banana), 1107 nucleotides. RefSeq lists its product as uncharacterized. The record is from RefSeq and is a predicted model, not a curated record. The transcript has a single exon. NCBI's taxonomy places the organism in Eukaryota, Viridiplantae, Streptophyta, Magnoliopsida, Zingiberales, Musaceae. The coding region runs from base 1 to 1107 and encodes 368 amino acids.
AUGAAGAAGCCGAGCGGUGUCCGGCGACUUGUCCUCGGUGGCGAAGGUUUCAUGACGAGACCGUCUGAUCUCCGCGUCCGCCUCGUUGCCCGGUGGGCGCUCCUCGCCGUUGCACUUCUCUGCGUCCCCUGCGUCCAGGCAGCCCUCCUCCCCGGGGCCGACGUAGGUGGGGCCGUCGACAGCGACGAUACCUUCUUACCGGCGCUCCUGCGGGAUCUGAGGCGCCGCGGCCUCCUUCGGCCCGAGGGCAACGUCGUCAUCUUCGAUGACAUGAUCGCCGGCGAUCGCAGCGCUACCUUGCCGGACAGCUCCACCGACUUCGUUUUCUCCUCCUCUGCCGUCGAUUUCCGUCGCAUUGAUCGGAUCCUGAAGGCCGGUGGCGUCGUGGCCGUUCGAUCAGGUUCCAAUCCGCCGGAUUCCUUCCUCCCGCCGGCGAACUACCGCACGGCCUACGUCGGGCGGAUCGGUUCCGAUGCGGUCGUAGCGAUGAGGAAGUCCUUCGCCAGCGGCGAGGGGGGAAUGAGGCUGCGACGGCUACUGGCGGUGCCUGCAGCGAAGAAGAAAUCUCUGAGAGGACUGGAAAGCGCGAUGCUGGAGCCGCCGAUGCAGCGGGAGUGGCGGCGGAGGGCGAGGUACCUGCCGCAGCUGACUGGGGACGAGCUGGACGGGUACCCGCGGCGGGUGUUCGUAGAGGUGGCGGCAAAGGGGGAGGCAGGCAGCGGCACGGCGUGGUUCGAGCGGAACUAUCCCCGGAAGGGGCGCGCCUUCGAGGAGAUCCGGGUGGAGGUGGAGGAGGGGGACGACGAGGGAUCGGAGGCGAAGGAGGGUACAUCAUCAUCGCUGGCAGAGUGGCUGCAGAGGAACGUGCGGGAGGAGGAGUACGUGGUGGUUAAGGCGGAGGUGGGGGCGGUGGAGGAAGCGAUGGCGGAGGGAGCGAUCGGUCUGGUCGACGAGCUCUUCCUCGAGUGCGAUCACCAGUUGUGGGACGAGGACGAGAAGGAGAAGGGGGCGAGGAGGGGCCGGCGGCGGGCGUACUGGGAGUGCCUCGUGCUCUACGGGAAGCUAAGGGACGCGGGCGUCGCGGUUCACCAGUGGUGGAGCUUCUGA